AUGGAUAUGGUCAUGAGCAAGGUGGGUUCUUAUUGGCUGGGUCAACAAGCCAAUACCCAAAUUAGCUCUGUUGGCAAUGAGAUCAAUUCAUUGUCGAACAGCAUCGAAGGAGGAGCCAAAUGGUUAGUCAACAAGGUUAAAGGAAAAGUGCAGAGGCCCCUAACGGAGCUGCUCAAAGAAUACGACCUGGCGGUAGGAAUAUUCCCCCGUGACGCCACCAACUAUGAGUUUGACGAGAGCACGAAAAGGCUUACGGUGCACAUCCCAUCAGUGUGCGAAAUAUGUUAUCGUGACCAAUCGAUGGUGCGUUUCUCUACAGUCGUGACGGGUUACUUGGAGAAAGGCAAGUUGUCCGAGAUUGAGGGGAUGAAGACAAAAGUGAUCAUUUGGAUCAAGGUUUCGUGCAUAAUGUCCGAAGAAUCGAAGCUCCAUUUCACGGCCGGUAUUAGGAGAACAAGAAACCGGGAAGUGUAUGAGGUUUAUCGAGACGGUAUAGGGGUCGACAAAUUCUGA
Messenger RNA from Striga hermonthica, 513 nucleotides. The record is from the annotation of a GenBank genome assembly. Lineage: Eukaryota; Viridiplantae; Streptophyta; Magnoliopsida; Lamiales; Orobanchaceae.